CAUUAGGGCUCAAAAACAAUAUCAAGAGACGAAUCUCCCUUACCAACUACAGCAUAAACCACCGUCGCGAUCUCCCAACCACCAUCCGUAACUAGAACCCCCGCCGGCGAACUCGGAACUGAAACCAUCGACUAGUUUUACGCACAAUUACAUCGUUCUACGGGCAGUUGAAUAACUUCGGAAACUUGGGAUUCAUUAAACCAUGUCUGACAAGAUGAAGGCAGCGGCCUUAUCAGCAACCAAAGGGCUUAGUCGUGUUCAAGCCGAACGUGCAGCAGAAAACGCAGCACGAAACGUAAAUGCAUACGGGCAGAAAGAAGAAGGGCCGAGUAGAUGGCAAGAAAAGAAAGAAGCAAAAACACAAAUGUAUCUUAAUAGCACUGAAAAGCAACCGACUUUGAACCAAAAAAGAUGUCAGAAGUGUCGCCAAACCGGGCACUGGACAUACGAGUGUCAGAAACCAGCACCUGAAAUCCCCAAACCGGAAUCCGGCUUGCCAGUUUCACAUGGUUUAGGUGGUGCAUCCAUCAAGAAAGACGAGAAAGCUGAAAAGAGUUUGAAGAAGAAGACGGAGAAACAUAGUAAACAUAAACACAGGAAGAGAAAACAUAGGUCACGGUCAAGGUCAAGUUCAGAAUCCUCUGAUUCAGAAUCAGAUGAUGAUAGGCGCAGGAAGAGAAAAAGGCAUAGCCGAAGGUCAAAAGGAAGUCGAUAAGUUGAGUAGUCAGUAGUGUUAUGUAGUUACGGGGAGUAGUCGCAAGGCAACCCUUAUGAUGGAGGAGACAUGUUAACCUUUCUUUUGGUGCUGUAGCAAUUGAUAUGUCACAAUAGUAGAUGUGUGAACAGGGUUUAAACGAACCUAACGUGAUGAAUUAUUUGGCGUGAAGCUCGUAUAUGUUCUCUCAUUAAGGUCAAAUUAUCUUUGUUUUUUCGUUUA
Molecule: messenger RNA, 937 nt
Organism: Helianthus annuus (common sunflower)
Lineage: Eukaryota; Viridiplantae; Streptophyta; Magnoliopsida; Asterales; Asteraceae
Product: zinc finger CCHC domain-containing protein 10
Exons: 2
Coding region: 203-715 (170 amino acids)
Molecular function (GO): nucleic acid binding; zinc ion binding
Source: RefSeq, a predicted model, not a curated record